ACGACUUUUACUCUUCACAUCUCUACCACCACAAAUCAUGAAGACAUCUCUGGUCCUCCUUGCCCUCAGUCUGCUGGCUUGUUCAGUUUGGGAAAUCCAUGGGCAAUGCCAAGAGGUUGACCUUGAUGACCAGGAAGUAGUGGAAGCACAGCCGGAAAAGCGCAUGGCAAAACAGCUAAAGGGGACCUGCUGGGUGUGUGAGUGGGCACUGAACAAAGUGAAGAAAUCCAUCUCCACUUCCUCUAGCCCGGAGACACUAAAGCAGAAGCUACUGUCUGUUUGCGAUAAAGUUGGCUUUCUAAAAUCUAUGUGUAAAGGGCUGGUGAAAAAACACUUGUGGGUGCUGAUUGAGGAGCUUAGCACAAGCGAUGAUGUGAGGACCAUCUGUGUUAACAUUAAGGCCUGCAAACAAAAGGAAGUUUUGGACCUGAUCUACUGA
Messenger RNA from Salmo salar (Atlantic salmon), 439 nucleotides. RefSeq names its product antimicrobial peptide NK-lysin-like. Gene Ontology annotation, biological process: defense response to bacterium. NCBI's taxonomy places the organism in Eukaryota, Metazoa, Chordata, Actinopteri, Salmoniformes, Salmonidae. The record is from RefSeq and is a predicted model, not a curated record.